This is a messenger RNA of Wasmannia auropunctata (little fire ant), 5475 nucleotides long. It is a transcript of the gene Smurf, whose product is annotated as E3 ubiquitin-protein ligase SMURF2. The transcript has 12 exons. Gene Ontology annotation, biological process: negative regulation of BMP signaling pathway; ubiquitin-dependent protein catabolic process. The coding region runs from base 142 to 2889 and encodes 915 amino acids. Gene Ontology annotation, molecular function: ubiquitin protein ligase activity; protein binding. NCBI's taxonomy places the organism in Eukaryota, Metazoa, Arthropoda, Insecta, Hymenoptera, Formicidae. The record is from RefSeq and is a predicted model, not a curated record.
UGUCUAUGUGUGCGUGGUGCGGGCGAGCAGUGCAACACCGUCGCCGUCGCGCGUUCUCUCGAGGCAGGGUAGAUCAGCCCGUGCUUCAUUUGCCAAUUACGGCGCCGAUGCGCGGUGCGGUGCGUUAAAUGUGCGUGCAGGAUGUCGAACCCGGGCGGUAGCAGGAGGAACGGGGCCAUGAAGAUCCGUCUGACGAUUUUAUGCGCCCGUAAUCUCGCUAGAAAGGAUUUAUUUCGUUUACCCGAUCCUUUUGCUAAAAUAACUGUCGAAGGUUCCGGUCAGUGUCACAGUACAGAUACCUGCAAAGCCACCCUUGAUCCUAAAUGGAAUCAACACUAUGAUUUAUAUAUCGGAAAGAACGAUGGAAUCACCAUAUCCGUGUGGAAUUAUAGAAAGUUCCAUAAGAAACAGAACGGAGGGUUUUUGGGAUGCGUACGCAUAUUAUCGAAUACUAUCCAAAGACUCAAGGACACAGGAUAUCAACGUUUGGACUUAUGCAAAGCUCAUUCCGAUGACACGGACGUUGUGAAAGGACAAAUCGUGGUAUCUUUGAUGUCGCGGGAUGGCCACAACGGCGCCGUGAGUAAUACAGUCGGCCACAACGCCGUGGUCGACGUGCUCGGUGAUCUGAGCUGCCCGAAUGAUCUGCCGGACGGUUGGGAGGAAAGGAGAACGGAAAGCGGUCGACUUUACUACGUAAAUCAUCACACGAAGAGUACGCAAUGGAUCCGUCCGAAUGCUCGACCUAACAAUGCUAUUAUACCGACGACUCCGGAACCACCGCCGCUGUCGUCGUCGGAGCCUACAUCCCCUAGCAGUAGCGCGAGCUCGCCGAACGUAAGAAACGAGGGGAGUCCCGCGGGGCACACGUCGCCCGAGUGGACCGGCGGGGACAACACUCUGAGUCAGACGCCCAGCCGUGAUAAUUCGACGCAGAACACCCCGAGAAACACACCGACGCAGCAGCAGCAGAAUCGCAAUCAGCAGCAGAAUCAGCACAACGCGAUGAGAAACGUGACGGCAUCGUCGUUGAGGGAGCGGCGUGUCGUCAGGGGUGUCGACGAGCAAAACGGCAAUCAAAACCCGGCGAACGGGAGGGUGGAACGUGGCCUCAAUAGCGGCGGUCAGAUUCGAAGGCCUAAUCGCAGUAACAGGAACAGGAGUAGCGUCAUGUCGAGUAGCGACAGGCGAACCGAUCCGCCGCAGCCGCCGGACCUACCUCGUGGUUACGAAAUGAGGAAGACCCAGCAGGGCCAAGUAUAUUUCUAUCACGUACCAACUGGAUCCUCCACCUGGCACGACCCGAGGAUCCCGCGCGACUUGCAGGCCAACGAAUUGACGAACGAGCUCGGCCCUCUUCCCAGCGGAUGGGAGAUGAGGCAGACCCAGAGCGGCCGGGUGUAUUUCGUUGAUCACAACAACAGGACCACGCAGUUCACCGACCCGAGGCUGUCCAGUCAAAUAAUAAGCAAUCUGCUGAACAAGAGGCAAAAUAACAACGUGAACAAUCAAGCCGCGAUUAACGCGAACAAUUCGGUGACAAGCGAGAGCUCCGCCGAGGCGGAUACGACGAAUUUGUCGACGGUGCAGCCCAACACGCCGCAGCAGCCGACGAGAAAUGAGAACGGAAGUAACAACAAUUCGCCAACGAUGGAGAGCGCGCCGUCCCAAAAUGCUCAAACGGUGUCGGAGCUGCCGAAGGAGCUCAUGGACAAUGAGCUCCUACCGAAAUACAAGCGUGACCUAGUGGCGAAGUUGAAGUGCCUUCGUGCGGAACUGAACGCUCUUCAGCCUCAGAGCGGACACUGCAGGUUGGAGGUGUCGAGAAACGAAAUAUUCGAAGAAUCGUACAGAUUGAUAAUGAAGAUGCGCCCGAAAGAUAUGCGCAAAAGGCUCAUGGUCAAAUUCCGCGGCGAGGAAGGCCUUGACUACGGCGGCGUCGCGCGCGAGUGGUUGUAUUUAUUAUCUCACGAGAUGCUGAAUCCGCAAUACGGACUCUUUCAGUAUUCGAGAGAUGAUAACUACACGCUUCAGAUUAACCCGGAUUCGGGCAUAAACCCGGAACACUUGUCGUAUUUCCACUUUGCCGGACGGAUCAUAGGCAUCGCCGUGUUUCACGGUCACCACGUUGACGGCGGUUUCACAACUCCGUUCUACAAGAUGUUGCUUAACAAGGCUAUAACCUUGAGCGAUAUAGAGGGAGUCGAUCCAGAACUGCACAGAAGCCUUACGUGGAUGCUGGAAAAUAGUAUAGACGGCGUGCUGGAUGCUACCUUUUCCGUGGAGCACAGCAGUUUCGGCGUGUUGAAGAACCACGAGCUGAAGCCGGGCGGCAAAGACAUUCCGGUGACGGAGGAAAACAAGAGGGAAUACGUCCGCCUGUACGUGAACUAUCGAUUUAUGCGCGGUAUCGAGCAGCAGUUCUUGGCGUUGCAGAAAGGAUUUCACGAAUUGAUACCUCCGCUGCUACUACGACCGUUCGACGAGCGCGAACUGGAGUUGGUUAUUGGCGGCUUGGGCACCAUCGACAUAAACGACUGGAAGAUGCACACCCGGCUUAAGCACUGCACGCCCGACACGCCGGUCGUGCAAUGGUUCUGGCAGAUAGUGGAGUCGUACGGUGAAGAGAUGAGGGCGAGGUUGCUUCAAUUCGUUACCGGCAGCUCCAGAGUCCCGUUACAAGGAUUCAAGGCUUUGCAAGGGUCGACGGGAGCGGCGGGUCCACGGCUCUUCACGAUCCACGCCGUUGACGCCCCAAGCGAAAAUCUACCGAAAGCGCAUACCUGUUUCAAUAGAAUAGACAUACCGCAAAAUUAUCCGACCUAUCAAAAGAUGCUUGACAAACUCACGCAGGCGGUUGAAGAAACCUGUGGCUUCGCUGUCGAGUAAUACGGUACGAUCAUUACUACGUAGUUUCAGUGCAAUCGUUUCUAUUAAGCUCGUGUCGGACCACGCAUUAGAGAUCGAGGAUUGCGAAAUGAAAAUUAGAAUUCAAUCAGUCAGAUAAAUUUAAUUUUAAUCCGUUUUGUUUUGACUGAUUAAACUUUAAUCUCCAACCCGCAAUCCUCAAUCUCCGAUGCGCUGUCUGAUGUAGGCUUUACGAUAGCACACAUUUAUGCAAUCCUGGAUUCUUAUAAUAGAUGACAUUCUACAAAUUUUAUCGUUAAUAAAAGGAAAGGGAAAGUGUUUAUUUUCUAUAUUUACAAAAUAGUAAGAAGAAAUAGAAAAAUUCAAUGAAUCUUGUUAGAGAGAUCCAGUGAGUCUUAUAGGAAAGGGACCUAAGUGUCCUCCUCUGAUUUUGAUGAGUUUUGAAUAUAUCAUUUUCUAGAUAAAAAUAAGGAUAAGAUUUUCCUAUGCUCGUGUUUCUCCGCACUUUUAAGAGGUAAAACAUUUUUUAGAAAAAAAUUGAUUAUCCCUUAAAAGUGCGAAAGAGCAUGAAUAUAGAGAAACCUAAUCCUUAUUUUUGUCUAGAAAAUAACAUAUUUAAAGCUCGUCAAAAUUAGAGGAGAACAUUUCCCUUUUUUGUUAGAAGUGAGAAACCGUUAAUAUGUUAGUUAUCUCAGCGAAAUCGUGUUUCAAAUACACAAAUAUCUAAAUGGCCUUUAAAUUAUGAACCUUGCAUAUCUUACAUAUCACACGAUACACGUCCCUCUUUGAACUUUUUGAGUCACAAUUUUUAGAAAAUCGAUAUGUCGGUCUUUAAAUGUUUAUAUUACCUGUUAAGUGAUAUUCAAUCUAUGAGGGGAUUAUUAUUCUUCUCCAGUGAAUAUAUUUUAAGCAAUCUGUUUUCUACAUUUACUUGCACACAUUCAUCGAAGCUCUUAUAGAUUCACAUCUUUUUGUCAAGUGAAAUCACUAAUUUCGUUUAAUUCGUUGAAGUUUAGCUUUAUUAUUUUAAUUACAAUACGAACAUAAGGCAUGCACAAGUAUUUCUGGAAGAAGAUCUUCCAAAAGUUAUAAUUAUUAUUAUUAUUAUUAUUAUUAUCAUCAUGUUAAUACUGUACAGAUUUUUUUUUAUUAAAACAAAACACAUAUUCCAAAAUUGAUUGCCAGUGUUGAAAAAUCUAUAGUGCACGUAACGUAAAUUAUAGACUGUCAGUGCUGGCGGUGAAUUUUGGACAUAUCAGCGUGAAGGAAUCUCGAAGUUACGAACUUAGCAAUACAUAUAUCACAUAGGGAAUCAAUUCGCAUUUGGAGGUUUUUCAAUUUUUACUUUGAAACACACGUAUCAUAACGGACUGCACAGUCAAUUAAUUCCAUAUCAGUUAUCCAUUGGAUAAUAGGAUUUAGUAUAUCGCGUGCGAGAAGUGAAUACAUGUAUAAAAUUCGCUCAUUUGUAGAGGCAGACAUCAGCUAGACGCAAUGCUGGAAAUCUAGUAUUUUAAAAUGUAUUAUUGGGCCUAUUGCUGCUCCUAGGCAAGAAGUAGAGAGUUUGUACAUAUGUAUAAUUCUGAACGCAAGUGUUAAACGAAAGAAAAUUGUUAUAAUUUAUAAAAGAGUAUAAGACAAUAAAAAAAAUGAUAAAAUGAUUGCUAUUGAGAUGUAGCUCCAAUUAGACAUCGAAUCUUUAAUUUAGAAUAACAGAUGAAAUAAAUAAAUAAAUAAAUAAAUAAAUAAAUAUAUAUAUAUAUAUAAAAGCAAAAAUGUAAAUUACUAUAUACAUAUAUAUUUUAUUCUUCUGAUAAUUCAUACUUUACAUAUUCGCAAAAAGAAUUGAUAUUUUGAAAUUGACAACGUUUCGUUUUAUUCUCUUUGAGAGAGAUUGUAACACUUUCGUUCGGAGCUGUCGUAACGCAAUCGGCAAAAAACUUUAUUGCUGUGCGCGACAAGGAGAUCAUUGUUGCUUACUAAUAGUUAAUACCCACCCGAGUGCGUUAGGAAGAUGUAAAUAAUUUAUUAGAGAUUAAAUAUAAUAGAGUAAUGUAAUAUCGUUUCACGUGCGAUUUCCGAUCAGAUCGGUGAUCGGGCACGUUGACUUUUAACAUUGACAAUUAAAAUCGUGUACAUUAGCUUUAAUUUAGAGCACACUUAUUUAAGGAAUUGAAAGAGUUCAUUCGACGGGUUUACGUAAGCUUAAAAAAAAAUGUUUCGAUCGAACUGUGACUCUUUUGUUUGAGAACUUCACGAAACAUGGCUAUACCUUACUAAACUGCUUUUAGUAAGAUGUAGCGCCACUUUCUUAUUUAUCUCACGAAGCUUUCAUUUAGUUGUCAGCAUAUUGUCACACGCUGUGUUGUAAAAAUAUCUAAUGCAUGGAUCAUUGUUUUGUAUAAUUAUUAUUGCAUUAUUAUAUUUGUAUUAUGCACAAAACUGUGAUGAAACAUAUCGUAGAUGGAAAUCAGGCGAGAUAAGGGCACUGAAGAGAGUCCUACUCUUUUCGACUCUAGAAAAUUGAGAAUUUGCAUAAUUUCAGUUCACUUCUGUGUACACACGAUAUUAUUGAAAUUAAAUAUAUAUGUAUGUCCGUUUUGUUAA